CACUCUAGUAGUUUCAUCGAAAAAACCUAUCAGUCUAGUAGUCUUCCAAUGGAUUACAACUUUUACAUCUUCUUCUCUACACUACUUGCCAUAUUCUUCACAACUACUAUUCUUGCAGUCUUCUUUCGUGCUUAUAAAUCAAAAUCCGAUGAAAAAUCCACCAACCUUCCCCCAGGCAGUUUCGGGUGGCCGAUUAUCGGCGAAACCUUUGCCUUCCUAUACGAUGACCAUGAAAAGUUUGUAGGAGAAAGAAUGAAGAAAUACUCCUCCAAGAUCUUCAAAACCAAAAUACUAGGGGAGCCAACCGUGGUGUUAUGUGGCACUGCCGGUCACAAAUUUGUGGCCUCCAAUGAAGAUAAGCUCUUUGCAGCAUGGAGACCUCACUCCAUGCAAAGGCUCUUCCGCUCUUCUUACCAAAAAGCUGCUUCCACUGUCAUACCGAGAAUAAGUGAAAUGCACGUAUCUCGAGCACCGGGGUUUCUGAGAGCGGAAGCCCUCGUUGGCUACGUGGGGCAGAUGGAUGCGAUGGUUCUCGACCACCUGAAAAUGUACUGGGAUGGCAAACAGGUGGUUGAGGCUCAUCGCCUCUCGCAGCUACUCGUCUUGACUCUCGCGACUAAGUUCUUCAUGGGACUCGAAGACCAUGGUCGUAUUGAUAAGCUUGUAGAUCUGAUGGACACCAUGAUGCUGGCACUUCACACUAUGCCGGUGAAUAUUCCAGGGACUGUGUUUUAUCGAGCAAUGAAAGCAACGCAGGCUGCAAGGGAGAUAUUUCAGUCGUUUAUUAAGGAGAAGAGAGCAGCUAUUGCGUCUACCGGAAACAAAGUGCAUGAUGUUUUGUCCUAUAUGAUUUCUACUCCAGAUCCGGGUACCGGUAAGUUUAUGCCGGAUAAUGAAAUUGCUGAUAAAAUUAUGGGGAAUGUGGCAGCUUCGUUCAACUCUCCGGCCAUGACUACUACUUUUAUCGUCAAGUUCCUCGCCCAGAGACCUGACAUUUAUGAAAAAGUCCGACUAGAACAACUGGAGAUUUUGAAGUCCAAGAAAUCUGGGGAGCCACUCAACUGGGAGGACAUGCAAAAAAUGAAGUAUUCGUGGAACGUAGCCCUAGAGGCGAUGAGGAUCAUACCACCUCUUCAGGGAACCUUUAGAGAGGCUGCAAAAGACUUCACUUACCAAGGUUAUACAAUUCCAAAAGGAUGGAAGGUCUACUGGACAGUGAGCACCACAAACAUGAACACUGAAUAUUUUGCAGCGCCAGAAGAGUUCGAUCCGACAAGAUACGAGAAAACAAGUCUUCCUCCUUACACAAACAUCCCAUUCGGGAGCGGCCCUCGAAUUUGCCCCGGAAAGGACUACGCUCGUCUGCAAAUUCUUAGCUUCAUGCACCACCUUGUUAUAAGAUUCAAAUGGGAACUUGUAAACCCUAACUGCAAGAUCACAGGUGGUAUGAAUCCCUUUCCAGUUGAUGGGCUCAAGGUUCGCCUCCAAGCUCAACCCCUUCCAGCUUAACUUGUACUACGUACGCACGUACGUAGAGUUGCAAGCAUUAAGCAUUGAUUUAGACAUCCCUGUACUGUACUCUACGUAUAAAUACGUGUAUAAUAAACGCCACUCUGAGGAGUGUACGUAAACCCCCUAGCCCUUGACCUAUAGUCAAUAGCUGCCCUUUUCAAUUUUAUGUUGCCCUUUUAUUUUAUCUCUGUUGUACGUCAUAAACAUUAUCUGUCUUGAUUUUGUUCGU
Molecule: messenger RNA, 1741 nt
Organism: Fragaria vesca subsp. vesca
Lineage: Eukaryota; Viridiplantae; Streptophyta; Magnoliopsida; Rosales; Rosaceae
Product: cytochrome P450 716B2-like
Exons: 3
Coding region: 49-1509 (486 amino acids)
Biological process (GO): sterol metabolic process
Molecular function (GO): heme binding; iron ion binding; oxidoreductase activity, acting on paired donors, with incorporation or reduction of molecular oxygen
Source: RefSeq, a predicted model, not a curated record